Alternaria postmessia is the source of this 4827-nucleotide messenger RNA. RefSeq lists its product as uncharacterized. Lineage: Eukaryota; Fungi; Ascomycota; Dothideomycetes; Pleosporales; Pleosporaceae. The record is from RefSeq and is a predicted model, not a curated record. Bases 1 to 4827 code for a protein of 1608 amino acids. Gene Ontology annotation, molecular function: protein binding. The transcript has 6 exons. Gene Ontology annotation, cellular component: cytoplasm.
AUGCCGGACCAACUCAAGGCUAGCGAGGUCAACUCCAAGACCGAUCCCUCGGUCGCGAAGCAGUAUGACGACGAGACGCCCAAGGACCAGCAGAUCAAACAAUUCUUUGAAAUGGUAGAUGGCAAGAAGAUUUGCAUGCUCAACACAUACCGCAAUGGUGUCGGCCCUGUUGGUCGCUCCAUGGCUCUCGCCCGCCGCGACGGUCCCGACUUCCUCUUCCUCUCCAACGCACACUCGCAAAAGUUCAACGACCUGGACCAAAAUAAGGAGGUCCAGAUCUCCUUCCAAGACCUUAAGACUCAGGAAUGGGCUUCUAUCACCGGCACUGCCACAACAACAGACAACAGUGAUCCUCGCAUCAAGGAGGUAUGGAGCCGCGGAGCUGCCGCAUGGUUUGGUGACCUCGGUGACGGAAAGCACACUGGCGGGCCUGAGGAUCCUCGCAUGACGUUGAUUGAGAUCAAGAGCAAGUACGUAUCGUACUAUGUGACGGAAGUCGGCCUUUUGGGUUAUGCAAAGGAGAUUAUUGCUGCGAACGUUACAGGUGGAGUCGCAAAUACAGGCAAGCUUAGGGAGCUCAAGGAGGCGGAUUUGGAAAAGGCACGGUCCAUAACAGUUCACAGACCAAAUCAAGUCACUAUCAUGGGCAAGGAUCAUCCUGACGCAGACCUUCACCCCGAAGCAACGGGACUUGCAUCAGCCACAGUCAAAGCUCACGCUGCAGAAUGUCCGUUGAAAUUAUAUUCAGGGUGGUUUUGCCCUUUCGUGCAGCGCGUCUGGAUUGCACUAGAGGAGAAGGGCAUACAGUACCAGUACAUUGAAGUCAAUCCAUACCAUAAGCCAAAGUCGCUACUGGAUCUCAACCCGCGCGGCUUAGUUCCCACGCUACAGUACCAAGACAAGCCACUCUAUGAGAGUACGGUUUUGUGUGAAUUCCUCGAGGAAGCUUACCCUCAACACACACCGCACCUCAUGCCUACAGAUGCGUAUGAGAGGGCUAGAACGAGGAUCUGGACGGACUAUGUAGGUAGUCGCAUCAUACCUGCCUACCACCGCUUCCUACAACAUCAAGGCGAUGGCUUGGAAGAGAAGCAAAAGGAUUUCCUUAAUCACCUGAAGGAGUUCACGCGCGAGAUGGAUGCCGAGGGCCCAUUCUUCUCGGGCAAGGACUUUCAGCUCAUCGAUAUAGUCAUUGCACCUUGGGCCAAUCGACUAUGGGUAUUUGAUCACUUCAAGGGUGGCUCAGGCAUUCCCGAUGAGGGCAAAGGUGGAGAGGACGAGGAGGUAUGGAAGAGGUUCAGGAAGUGGCUGUCUGCUGUUGAGAACAGGAGGAGUGUCAAGGAGACGCUGAGCGAGAGGCAGCAUUACUUGCCGAUCUACCAGCGAUAUGCGGAGGACCGCGCACAGUCUGAGGCGGCAAAGGCUAUCAGAGCUGGCCGGGGAAUUCCGAAAGUCGUUCGGCCGUUUCUUAGGUGUUGUUGCCCGGGAUCCCUCACAAUCUAUGCGCCGGCGCUCCCAAUAUUGCCAGCAAUCUCGACCUCACCACCCGCCAACAUGUACGGAUACACGGCGGGCACACCCUGCCCGGCGCCCUAUUCCUCCACCAGCAGCUACUACAGCGGCUAUGGAAGCCACUACGCGCCCGCCUACUACGACGAGAACAACACGACGGCAAACCUCGAAUACACGACGGAGCUGAAGCCCGCUCGCCACGCAAAGCCACGACGACCGAUGCGCAACAUGCACAAGCCCGCCUUCAACCCGUCACUUGACAUCUUCGAGGAUGUCGCUCAGGAGGAGGAACAGCAACAAGCAGAGUUUGGCGUCAAGAGGAGGAGCCGCGCAAGCGUUGUUCCCGCGGCUGCCAGGACCAAGAAGAGCACCAUACUUGCGCACCCAGCACAGAGGAUACCCAAGCCUGUCGCGCCUGUCCAGGAGCCACACCACGAGAAGCCGCACCGAAGACGCGUUUCGCAGGUGCCCACCGAUAAACAUGCCUCAGACACCAAUGCGACGGUGCAGUUGCAGGAAGAUGUCUUGGAGAGGAAAGAACUCAAGAAGCAGGCCCCUAAGAAGGACUUGCGACGGAGGACCAUUUACAUUCCGUCUGAUGACACGUCAGUCUUCACCAUCCACCCUGGACAGCCGACACAUGCGCCGCGCAACGUUCGAGAGACUUCGCCAGACAUCGGCCUAGAUCUGGUCACAUUAUCCGAGGAAGAAGGAAACAAUCUGAUGCCAGCGUUGAAGAGGGACAAAAAGGCACCGCGCAAGUCUCUCGCUGCACCACCGAAGCGAGGUCCCUUGAGCACAACAUCGCGAUCAUCGCAGAGCUCAUCCUUUUCGAGCGACAUAGUGGGCUCAGGGGGCGGGAAAGAGAACAUGCCACCAGGAAUCGAGGCUAUCGAGAAGAAGAAGAUCGGAACGCAUAUUGAGAUAAACUUCACCAAGGCAGACGCGAAGAAACCUGUCGCCAAAGCCCCCAAGGUCCACUUCAGUGCUCCCAAAGAGCCCGAACGCAUACUUCAUACUAAGAAACGGCCAGAGGGCUCGCAGAAGCGACCACGAUCACACGUGGCUCAAGACGACGUACCAGCAAAAGCGCUCAAGGCCAGAGCAGACGGCACUGCUUCCGCCGCAAGUAGCAGGGCAUCUCUGAGGACGACCAUCAAGACUGAACGAGCGAAACUGGCCAAGGCGAAGCGCGCGCCACUUUCCUCCUCGCCGUUCCACACCGACAAAUCUCCACCUACAGCACUGCGCCGCCAGAAGACUGGGAGCGUAGCAAGCAGCAUCACCAUGCUACACGAAGUAGGCCAGCGACCACAAUCACAAGAGAAGUAUCCAGUACUACAGGAGGAUCUGGCACAGCCGGAGUUGUACGAAGACAACUGGCUUACCUACCAGGAAGUCGCCAUUACACAACUUCUGAACUCAGUAUUUGAUUCCGCGAGCAGAGACCCGACCGACGAACAGAGCCCUGAGGACAUGCGCAAGAAGAUGCUUGCCAUAUACCACGAUCCCGCUAUACCGUCGCUUCACAAGCGACUACAGGCCUCACUACAAUUUGGUGCGCUGAGCAUACCGAAGGAUCUCCUGGCCCAGACGCUCAGGCUCAAGGACGAUGUUGGCUUGCGCAAGAAGUUCCUCAGCCUAUGGACCAAGUCAUACGAUCUGAAUGCAUUACGUGCUGCAGCUGAGACUAUUGUCGGCCGCCAAAUUACAACGCCCUGUCGACUAUCCACAGGUUCAACGUGCUCAGAUGAUGGCUCCCGCCAGUAUCGCGCAGAGCGCCGGGCUAUCGAGAGCUUUCUGUCUGCAUUCCUGAUCAAAAAUGAGGAUGCUGUUCGCGUCAAAUCCGGAGGUGGCAGCAUUGCUAGCCUUACACGCGGCGAUGAUGACUUCGGUUCUCAAGGCUGGUCAUGGCGCCGUACUGCUUUACGAAGUCUGAUGCUGAUUCUGAUCCUCGACCAAGCCAAGACGACGGAUGCUCUAUCAGGCUGCCUGUUCCAGACGACGUCACCCUACAAAACAUCUGUCGAGGUCCUACAUCAGUUAUCAAAGAUGCUGCUCCCUUCACACGGCGACAUCACUCGACCGCUAAACCACCUCAAUUACAAGGUCGAACAUGUCCAGUAUCCACUACAAGAGUACACCUACCAAAUCGACAAUAUCGCCAUUGACCUCCGUGAUGGAAUCGUACUUGCUCGUCUUGUAGAGUUACUGCUUUACCCGUCAACCACCCACACAACGCAUCAAGAGGAUACCGUCACUCUCAGUCUACCCAGCGGUGAGCUUCUUAAUAGCUCCCUCGAUUCUUCGCAGAAAGGAAUUUGGGUCCUCUCCCAGCACCUCAAGUACCCAGCCAUUGGCCGUCCCCAGAAGGUCUACAAUGUCCAGAUUGCCCUAGCUGCAUUGAGUCAUGUCGCAGGCAUGCCCAGCGCAGCAGUCAGUGGCAUCAAAGCCGAAGAUAUUGUCGACGGACACCGCGAGAAGACACUCUCGCUUCUUUGGUCACUUGUCGGCAAGUGUGGUCUUGGAAGCCUUGUUGACUGGCCGCAACUUGUCAAAGAGACAGAGCGUUUCCGAAACCAGUGGUACAGGGCCCGGGAUAGCUAUGAGGGACGAGUCCUUGAUUCCGACAAUGAAGAAGACGGGGCCACUGAGCUGGAUGGCAUGGCAUAUCAUAAGCGUCUCUUGCUUUCAUGGUCACGCUCCGUUGCUCGGCUUCAUGGCCUACGCGUUGCAAACCUGACCACAAGUUUUGCAGACCCAAAGGUUCUAGAAGCCAUCGUUGAUACCUACUUGCCGUCGAAUCUGACCAUCUCCACCGAAGGGAAUGAGCGACUCGGAUUAGCAACAAAACUCAAGGCUGUCGGCUGCUCAACUUCAUUCAUUGCGCUUUUCACGCCACAACACAGCACAGCUCGUUCAAUCCCAAGCAGAGACUUUACCCUCCUUACUCUAUCUUUCCUGGCAAGUCGACUGUUGCCGCUUGCACGCACACACCGCGCAGCUUCUACUAUUCAAUCCGCUUUCCGCCGUUUCCUAGUCCGCCGUCAGGUCAGCACUCGCAUACAAGCAAUGAAGAUAGCGCACAACUGCGCAGUAGUGGCGCAAGCUCGACAGAAGAUGGUCGAUGCUGCCAUUGUGAUUCAGAGACGUUGGAAGGCGAUCCAAGAUGCCCGCAACAAGCAACUUGAAAGUGACGUUUUGGCUUUCCAGGCCUUGGCCAGGGGUUGGGCAAUCAGGCGAUGGGUCCGACGUAUCACCGCUGGUCGAGUCGGUGGAAAGGAGAAAGUCAGGAGGGUCAGGGGUGGAUGGUAG